Molecule: messenger RNA, 1956 nt
Organism: Pectinophora gossypiella (pink bollworm)
Lineage: Eukaryota; Metazoa; Arthropoda; Insecta; Lepidoptera; Gelechiidae
Product: POU domain, class 2, transcription factor 2-like
Exons: 11
Coding region: 1-1956 (651 amino acids)
Biological process (GO): regulation of transcription by RNA polymerase II
Molecular function (GO): DNA-binding transcription factor activity, RNA polymerase II-specific; RNA polymerase II cis-regulatory region sequence-specific DNA binding
Source: RefSeq, a predicted model, not a curated record
AUGUGCUGGACGUGGGCGAACAUGUGGCACAUAGCAUGCGACGUCGCCAUUGUCUUCAUGUUAUAUAGAGGCGCAGGCGCAGGCGGCGCGUGGCUGCAGUACCCGGCGACACGGCUGCGCCGGCUGCUGCGGGCUGCGUGCGCGCCGCCGCCGCCCCCACGCUGCCGCCGCCUCCUAGCACAAGAUGACUUUACAGAACGGAGAGCGACAUUCCUGCGAGGCGCGGGCGGCGAGGCGGCGGCCGCGGGCGACCUCCACAGGAGCGCGGGGCCGGGGGAGGGCCGCGCGCGCGAUUGGCCGCGGCCGGCCCGCCCCCGCGCGCCGGGAAAAAAAAAACUCGGGAAAAAAGCGGCGCGCUGGCGGCAGUGUCUCACGCGCGCGCUCCACACGCGGACGCCGCCCGCGCUCUGCGAGACGGCGCGCCCCACUCCCGGCGGCCGCGGCCGCGCCAUGCCCGCGCUGGCCCUGCGCGACCAGCCGCUCGACUGCUCCAUGCGCCUGCGCGACCUGCCCGCCUGGCCGCCGCCGCCGCGCCCCGACCCGCGCCACGUGGCGGGCCGCGGUGACGUCAGCGGCUUCUUCAACACGCAGAUGGUGCUUGACCUUAAAGGUGAUUUCAGUAGAACCACGUACUCACUUGAAGAAGAGUCCGGCGAACUAAUCAAAUCUCCGUCUCCACCGCCCAGCCACGACGGGUCCGCGAGCGGCGAGGGCGAGGCGAGCGGCGACGAGCGCUCGUCCCCGCCGUGCCCGCCGCGGGCGCCCCCGCGCCCCCCGCCGCACUCCGCCGCCUCCGCCGACGCCGCCACCGCCGCCGUGCUCGUGAGUACACCGCCUGCUGCUGCCUGGCCUACAGUAGGUAGCCCAUACCCCGCGCUAACCACUCUCUCACGCCCGCAGAGCGCGGCGGGCGCCGGCGGCGCGCUGGCGCAGUUGCAACACCUCCUGCUAUCCCAGCACGGCGCGCACUCGCUGCUGCUCCAUACUCAAGUGCAGCAAGCGGUGGCGCAGGCGGCGGCGCAGCAGCUGCAGCAGCUGCAGGCGCGCGCGGGGCUGGCGGCGGCGGCGGCGGCGGGGGCGGAGCGCUACUCGGCGGGCGGCUGCGGCCGCUCGCCGUCCCCGCGCCGCACGCCGCCCGGCGCCGCCGCCUUCCUCACGCCGCUCACGCCGGGCUCGGGCCGCGCGCGCUCGCCCGCGCAUGCGCACGCGCACGUGCACACGCUGCCCGCCACGCCGCUGCACGCGCACGCGCACAAGCCGCGCGCGCUCGAGCCUGCCGCCGCCGACGAUACGGCCGACCUCGAGGAGCUCGAGCACUUCGCCAAGACAUUCAAGCAGCGCCGGAUCAAGCUCGGUUUCACGCAGGGCGACGUCGGGCUCGCGAUGGGCAAGCUGUACGGGAACGACUUCUCGCAGACGACGAUAUCGCGGUUCGAGGCGCUCAACCUGAGCUUCAAGAACAUGUGCAAGCUGAAGCCGCUGCUGCAGAAGUGGCUGGAGGACGCGGACUCGUCGCUGGCGGGCGGCGGCGGCGGCGGCGGGCCCGCGGGCGCCGCGCUGGCCGAGGCCGUGGGCCGCCGCCGCAAGAAGCGCACCUCCAUCGAGUCCGGCGUGCGCGUCGCGCUCGAGAAGGCCUUCAUGCACAACCCCAAGCCCACCAGCGAGGAGAUCGCCGCGCUCGCCGACGCGCUCUGCAUGGAGAAGGAGGUGGUGCGCGUUUGGUUCUGCAACCGCCGCCAGAAGGAGAAGCGGAUCAACCCCCCGGCGGGCGAGAGCGGUGGCGCGUCGUCCCCGGGCGGGCUGCUGCUGGGCGGCGGCGCGCACGCGCACGGGCUGGCAGCGCACGCGCACGCGCACGCGGCCGCGCUGCAGCCGCUGCAGCAGCUGCCGCCGCUCCAGCAGCUCCAGCCGCUGCAGCCGCUGGCGCUGCUGACGCGCGCGCCCCACCGCGACUGA